CACUUUUGUAAGGCGUUAUUUCAUUCAGAUCAAUAUGGCCGCGACCCUCAGUUGUCAAUUAUUAUGUGUUUUGAACGGCGAGUUUUAGUUUAAUGGAAUUACAUUUUAAAUGCGUGGUCUUUCCUGCAAAAUCUUUGAUAGAACGUAUUUUUAUUCAAUAUUCAUUUGACUGUUAUCCCUGCCGGGGGGUCAAAGCAAAAAUAUGGAGUACGCUGCCCAACCAAACAACCCUAUGAACUUUACAGAAAAUCAACACGGCAAUGUUAUUUUGGAAAAACUGCGAAUGCAGAAGGACAGUGGAAGAUUCUGUGACGUGACACUUUACGUGGAAGGAAAGCAAUUUAGGGCUCACAGGAACGUGUUGGCCUCCUGUUCGCCAUAUUUUAACUCUAUUUUGAAAAUGCAAAGAAUAGUGAAGGAACAUCUUACUAUAACCUGCAAGAGUUCUGAGGUGUUUCAGUGUUUGCUCAACUACAUGUACACUGGUAGUGUGGUCAUAGAUAAAGAAAAUGUGUGUGAACUUGUCAGACUCUCCAACCACUUUUUGGUUCCCAAAUUAAAAGAUUAUUGUUCAGAGUAUCUGGAACGCUAUUUGGAUGCUACCAAUUGUGUAUCUGUCAAAGAAAUGGCUGACAAGUACUCCAUGCCCUCCCUCCUCAAGUACUGCUCUUCUUUUAUCAAAAACAACAUAGAAGAUGUGAUGAAGCAAACAGAGCUUUUAGAAUCUCCUAUAUCUCUAGUUGAGGCAUUUUUGUCUGAUGAUGCAUGGACUGUGCCUCAAUCAGCAUUACUACCGUUUGUCACAAAUUGGGUGUCACAAGAUGUGCCAGGUCGUGAACAGCAUACCAGGAAGCUUCUCACCUUCGUAGAUUGGACUGCAAUGGAUCAGCAAGCUAUUACUGAACAUGUUGAUCGUGAUCCUUUGUACCCCCGAAGUGAAAUUGCACUAUACGCUGUACUCCAAGCUCUUCUCUCUAAUAACUUACUAUUCAACAAGUAUCAGAUAGUUUAUGAAUCCCUUCAUAUUAGAUUUAACCAAAGUUCUUCUGUUGGAAAGUCAAUUGCUGCAUCCAAUCCAUCUGAAGAUAGUACACCAAAUGUUAAAUUAGAAGUCCCCUCUCCUGGGUCUCCAAGUUCUAAUUCAAAACUUGCUGCUGAUGGUGAUCAAUUUCUGGUUGAUGGACGAAAGUCCAAAUCUGGAAAAACACCAGAUACUGGUGGUAAACAAGUAGAUGUUGAUGAUGAUGAGGGAGACACUGGGGCAGAUGUAGAUAUUACAUAUGAGGGUCGAUAUUCAGAUGAUUCAACAGAUGAUGAAAGUCAAAAACAUAUGAAAGAAGAGACCGAUGAUCAGGGGUUUGAAGGAGAUGAAGGAUUUUCUAAGGAUGAGCCUAUGAUUGACAUUAAAGUAGAUAUGGAAAGAUCUGUGAGAACUGGAGAUGAAGACGAAGAGGAGGAUGAUGAUGAUGACGACGAAGACGAUGAUGAUGACGACGACGACGACAUGGAGGGUAGUGGAACUGCUGAAGAUCUUUCUGCAUCAAGAGACUCUGAGGGAAGUCUUUCAGAAAGUCUUUCUGGGAGUGGGCAUAAAGCAUUAUCUCGGACAAGAAGUGGUGGUGUAAGUAAGAGAAAAAGUCGAAGAAUAUCUAUUACUAACCGAAGUCUUCGCGUGACAUCUGGGAGAGGAAAUUAUCCUCCAGGCUCUGCCCGACGUGGACGCCCACCAGGCACAGGCAAGAAACAACGUGAAGCAGCAGCUGCUGCUGCUGCAGCCGCUGCUAUGAUGGAUGAGGAAAUGGCGAUCACACUUGAAGGAGAUGAGCAACUAGCUGUCAAGAAAUUAAAAUGUAAACAAUGCAAGUUCCGAGCUAGAGAUGACGCUGAAUUAGAAGCCCAUGUCAAUGAUGCUCAUCAGGGUGCUCAUGAUGUGAUCUAUAAGUGUAGUGAAUGUGAAUUUACAUGUGGCUAUAUCAAAGAUUACUACAAACAUUUGAAGAAACAUUUUCCUGGACCUCCAUUUAAGUGUGACAACUGUGAUUAUCAGUGUGAUAAGAUGGUAAAUUUAGUUGCUCAUAGAUCCAAAACUUGUGAUGAAAAACCACACCACUGUACCAUGUGUGAUUAUAAGUGUCGUUCAAGACCUUACCUCUUAGUCCACAUGCGGAGCCAUACAGGCGAGCUUCCUUACAAGUGUGAUACAUGUGGGAGGGCAUAUGCCAUGCGCAGUACUUUGGAACAGCAUCUCACAUCUCACAGCAAAGAACAACCAUAUUUAUGUGAUGCUUGUGGCUUUGCCACAAAAUAUAUUGCUCAUUUGAUGGCUCACAAGCGAAUCCAUACUGGAGAUGUGCAUCGCUGCACAUUCCCAGAUUGUAAAUACUCCACACCAAAAAAGUCUCAGCUGCUUUCUCAUGCACGCACUCAUGAAGGGGUUAGACCCCAUACCUGUCACGUUUGUGGAAGGGGAUUUCUGGAAAAAAGUCAUUUGGUGCGCCAUGAGCGUAUUCACUUGGAUGACAAACCAUUCAAAUGUGAUCAAUGUGAUUAUGCUAGCUCCAGGAGAGAUAAACUAAAAGAGCACUACACACGGCACCACGGUGAUAAUGCUUCGGCAAGAGUUCCGUACAAGGCCAGGGUGUCACGAGUUGGUGAUCCUAGAAGAGAGAAUGAUGCUGGAGAUGAUUUUAAUGUUGACAAUGCAUCCUCAACUCACUCAUCAAACCACGGAAUUAACCUUACUAACCCUGGAAUUAUAACUGGAUCUCUUGGACCAAGCUCCGGUGAGAUGGCUGAACUUUUGCUGGCUCAUAGUAUGUCAGCAGCAGCACAACAGCAUCUCAAGUAUGCAACAAGUUUUGCUGGUCUUGGUGGUAAUGAUAGUCAUAUGAACAUGGACUUCCAUCAGCCACAACAGCAACAAAUGCACUCGAACUCUCGCCUAUCUCUCUCUGGAGUACCAAGCAACGGAGAGUCACUGCAUGCUGAAACCAAAGAUGCUUUACUAGGACAAGCUGGACCUAUUGCUACACCACCUUCUGCACAUCACAUGCAUCAAUCUGCAGCUUCUGCUGCUGCUAUGGCUGCUAUGAUGUUGGAUGGAAGAGUUGGGUAUCAUCAAGCAGGAGUUGGUUAUGGUGCAGGUUCCAUGUCGCAGCUACCAUCCCAGUCCUCAUCUUUGGCCUCAUCACAAAGUAGUGAAUACCCAACAAUGUCAUUAUUUUGAAGAUAGCAUUCAAUUAUAUUGUUUUCAUUGUUAAAAUAUAUCUUUGGUGCAUUCCACUCUGUAAGUUGCUUGAAACCAAUGCUGCCACAUACUCAUUUUUUCUAAAGAGUUUUAUUUUGUGAUGUAAAGGUUUAUUACCUAUAAGAUGUGUCCCCUUUCUGGAAUGAUGAAACUCCAUGUCCCUAUCCCAGUAAAUUUGAAAUUCAUAUCUAAUACACUUUUCCAUCAAAUGGGGAAGAGAGAAAAGAAUCAAAAAUCACAGGAAACAGUAAUAAACAGAUCAAAUCUUUAAAAAAUUUGGCUUUUCUUGGGGGAAAAAAAGUAUUCUGGACUUGUUGGUGCGCCUCAGAGAUGAACAAAUAUGAUCCACAUACUGGUUUUGGAAGCGUUUCUGAUGCGUUUUGAUUCUUUUCUUUCUUCAAUAUUCAGUGGAAUGGUCUAUUUCUUUUCCUUUUCAAUGAAUCUUUUUUGUAAUCUUAACUGACUGACUGUACAUUGUGUUUUGAAAUAAUUGAAUCAAGCACGGGUCCAGACACCCACUUCUUUGUGGAUUGUGGAGCAAGUCACGUUCCUAUCUGGAUUGCGUAUGCUUUGUUGUUUUGAAGAUUGUAUGAGCCCCCCCCCCCCUUUUUUUUUCUUCACAAGACGCCACUGUAUUAUAUAUUUUAAACAUUUCUGGUAUGUGGAAGACUUUAAUCGGAGGAAGUGCACUUAAAAUAUCUAGUACAUUCCACAGGAAUACUCUCGUGUUUCUGACAAAUAAUUUUUACUCGAUUUUACUUUUCAACCCCUUUUUUUUCUAGGCAUAAGGUGCCUUAUUUUUCUUGUAUUUUAAAAUUGUCAUUGGUUGCUGCAACAGUUUAAGUGCUUACUAUUUUCACGAAACACAUGUAAAAUGUUCAGAAGAAAUCACCACAGUCUAAAAAGGGAUGAUUGAUCUGCAAAUCAGGUCUAUCCAGAUUUUCACCCAUAGGACAGUAUUCUUAUUGUUUGAUUUAAAGUUAAAUGUUGUUUGAUAACAAAUUGAAGUUCUGUAUGUGCAUGGGUAUUCCAAAACAUAUAUAUGUUAUGUUAUCUGCGUUCAAAGGAAGCAUAUGCAUGCCAAAAUUAUUUGUCUAAUGCUCUUGUACUUUAUGAUAGAGCUACAAAUGCUCUGUAGAUUUGUAUUCCAUACUUUGCAAGUCAUGCCUAAUUUAGAUUGAAUUGUUAUUUAUUUUUAAGUAUUAUUGUAGUUUGAUGAAACCUUGAUUGUGUAAAAAGGCUUUAAUAGUUGGAAAUUACAUCCUAACUUUGUUUGCACAAUGUAUGAAAAGUGGUGAAAAAUUUGAUUAUUAAUUUCAAAUUUUGCCCUGCUGAGUUUGAAAGAUGCAUUACUUUACAGAAGUAAUAUAAUUUUAAAGAGCUAAAGACUGAAAUAGUCUUUCUAGUGAUAAAUAUUUGUCAUUGAAAGUUGUUGCUACACUGGACAAUAAUGAAAUGUAGCAUGGGUAUGUGAAUAUGAUAUGUAGGUGUAAAAGAAACGUCUCUUCAAUCAAUUCAUUUAUCAACUAAACCAGGAAAGUAUGUAUGUAUUGCAGCUUGAGAUAGAUUUGCCUGACCACUGACACAGGGAUUAGUUUUGAAGAGAAAAGCGGGGCUAAUAAACAAGACCAGAACAACUCAGGUAAGAUUACAAGGUGACAUAUUGGAACAUGAAUGGUUGCUUGGCAGCUAUCACCUUCAGUGUACCCAAAGUAAUUUGAGUUCAAGUCAAAACUAAUUACUCUUCUUCACUGAUGUUCUGGACAUAAUUUAUUGUGACACCUAGUUGAUAAUGAAGUCAUACUGUUAGCAAAUGAAUACUUGGUAAUUGUUUACACUAGGGAUUGUUUACCCAACUAUGGCAAUAGUCCAUUGUUCAGUGCUACUUGCAGAGCUCUUCACUUAAUUAAGGAAGACAAUGAGGAUAUGCAUAUCAUGUGAUCUGCUUGUGAUACCUAAUAUCUCCUCUUGCUUUUUGUAACAUUCUAUAUUAAUAGUUUCCAACUUGUUUCUGACUCUUUUUGUCUUUCUUUCUACAGUUUUUUUUCUAUAAUGCUUAUUUAUUAGCUUUAUAUGUCAAUAGCAGCUAGCAAAUUAGACUGAAAAAUGGAAGUUUCUUCAAUGUUUUGUUUUUUAACCAGUUACCACCAUGAAGAAAGUGCGGAAAAUGAAAGUAUUUAAGCUGUUGACUUCUUUCCAAGGCAACUUAUGUCAUUGUGAAUGCUCAGCAGUCCAUCAAAUCUCAUAUCAGUCCCAGUUUUCCUCUUCCAACUCUCUUUUUGAGAAUAACUUCAAAUUCAACUAAGAUUGACUUGUUAACACUGUUAGCGUUUUUUAGUUCAGUUUUAUACUAAAAAAGGUAUCUUUAUGGGAAACAAAUAUAUCAAUAACUUAUAACUGAUCGUUGCUACUCCUGCAUUUCUUGCAAGAAUGUUACAUUAAAACAGGGUACUUUUGUCUUUGUGGAAAUUGUUUUGUAAGUUAAUUUUCCUUUAGUGACUGAUUGUAUAGAGUAAAUAUAUAUAUAAUUUGUAUUGCAUUGACCCAGUGGAUUGAAAUUUUUUCAGUUUCCAAUCUUUUGUUUGCGCUCAAUGUGUCUCAUCAUACGCAUUGUUAAGUUCUUUCUCAUCAAUAUAUAUCUGUGGCGGAUAUGAAACUACUACUUUGUAUCUUCUGUACUGUAUGUGUUGAGACAUCAUACGCUUGUGAGCACAUUGCAAUUGUUUUAUAGUUAGAAUUUAAAAGUUCUAGCAAUAUAAUUAUCAUCUGAGCAAUAAGAUUUGUGAGAGUUUAUACAAAACAAAG
This is a messenger RNA of Frankliniella occidentalis (western flower thrips), 6052 nucleotides long. Its product is annotated as zinc finger protein 335. Bases 203 to 3226 code for a protein of 1007 amino acids. The transcript has 10 exons. Gene Ontology annotation, molecular function: protein binding. NCBI's taxonomy places the organism in Eukaryota, Metazoa, Arthropoda, Insecta, Thysanoptera, Thripidae. The record is from RefSeq and is a predicted model, not a curated record.